Molecule: messenger RNA, 636 nt
Organism: Eucalyptus grandis
Lineage: Eukaryota; Viridiplantae; Streptophyta; Magnoliopsida; Myrtales; Myrtaceae
Exons: 2
Coding region: 1-636 (211 amino acids)
Source: RefSeq, a predicted model, not a curated record
AUGGAUGUCGGCAAACCACUAGAUGAAGAGCAAGUGGGCGAGAAGAAGUACUUCCAGAAGGUGCUUGACGACAUCGUAAGCCUCAACUCCCUCUUCACUGUCGCCGUCUUCAUCGGCCUCUCUUUCGCCCAGCCGGGCCAAGUUCAGAGCCUCGAGGAUGACCCCCGCUGCCACCCGGACCCCAAAAUACGCAAGCGGCUCGUGGCCUAUGAGAUCGCUUCCUUCAGCUGCUUCAUCUUUGCCGGCUUCCUCGCCAAGACCGUUAAGGUCUUCCUCUACACCUCUGAGAAUCACGAUGCCAUACGCAGGAAACAGAAGGGAUACCGGGAGAAGGAGGAGCCGCACCGCAAGUUAAAGAGCCUCGUCGGGUUCUUUUUGUCAAUCUAUGGGACCAUGAUUGGGUGCUUGCUGCUGCUCCUGGCCAUGGUCGACGUCAUCCAGAUCAAGCUUGGCCGGCUCUCAUGUCACAGCAAGUUCGCGGUCACCACUGUCUGCGUCAUGGUCGGCACCAUCGGCCUUAGCCUGCUGAUCUUCUUCUUCACAGUGACCUACGGCGUGAAAAUCGCCCACGACGCCAGAAAAAUUAUGAAAAAAGAAAAGGAGGGCUCCGUCCGGUCGGCGGUUGAGAAGGUGUGA